Messenger RNA from Meriones unguiculatus (Mongolian gerbil), 3069 nucleotides. It is a transcript of the gene Liph, whose product is annotated as lipase H. Gene Ontology annotation, biological process: lipid metabolic process. Gene Ontology annotation, molecular function: carboxylic ester hydrolase activity; lipase activity; FMN binding. The record is from RefSeq and is a predicted model, not a curated record. The transcript is spliced from 10 exons. The coding region runs from base 119 to 1468 and encodes 449 amino acids. NCBI's taxonomy places the organism in Eukaryota, Metazoa, Chordata, Mammalia, Rodentia, Muridae.
GAUUGGGCGUGUGAGCUCGCCUUCCCCGGGAGAAAGCCAGACUCCAGGGUGGGAACGCAGGCUCUUCGGAGUGGGCCACAUCCUUGUGUUUGGGACACAUGAUCUCUUGAGGUUCCCUAUGCUGAGGUUGUCUUUUCUCAUCAGCUUGAUGUGCUUGGUGAAAUCAGACACUGACGAAACAUGCCCAUCCUUCACCAAACUGAGCUUCCCCAACGCAGUGGUUGGUACAGGACUCAAUGUGAGGCUGAUGCUCUACACAGAGAGAGGCCAGGUCUGCGCACAAGUCAUCAACUCCACAGCUUUGGGGAACUUAAAUGUGACCAAGAAAACCACCUUCAUUAUCCACGGCUUCCGGCCAACAGGCUCCCCUCCAGUUUGGAUGGAGGAGUUGGUGCACAGUCUGCUCCGUGAGCAAGAGAUGAACGUGGUGGUGGUUGAUUGGAAUCGAGGAGCUACGACUGUGAUCUACAGCAGCGCCUCUGCGAAGACCAGAAAAGUCGCUGAGAUCUUGGAGGAAUUUAUCAAACACAUGGUGGACAAAGGAGCAUCUCUGGACAACAUUUAUAUGAUUGGAGUGAGUCUAGGAGCCCACAUAGCUGGAUUUGUUGGAGCAGCGUACCCUAAGAAGCUGGGGAGAAUCACAGGUCUUGACCCUGCGGGCCCUUUAUUCAACGGGAGACCUCCGGAGGACAGAUUAGAUCCCAGCGAUGCACAGUUCGUUGACGUCAUCCACUCCGACACCGACGCGCUGGGCUACAGGGAGCCACUAGGACACAUGGACUUCUACCCCAACGGGGGACUGGAUCAGCCCGGCUGCCCCAAGACAAUAUUUGGAGGCAUAAAGUACUUCAAGUGCGACCACCAGAUGUCCGUGUUCCUGUACCUCGCAUCCCUGCAAAACAACUGCUCCAUCACGGCCUAUCCCUGUGACUCCUAUCGGGAUUACAGGAACGGCAAGUGUGUCAGCUGCGGCGUUGGACAAAGCAAGCCCUGUCCCCUUCUGGGCUACUACGCCGACAACUGGAAAAAAUACUUAGGAGAUCCUCCAAUGACGAAGGUGUUCUUCGACACAGCCGAGAAGAAACCGUACUGCAUGUAUCAUUAUUUUGUGGACAUUGUAUCUUGGAACAAGAGCGCAAGAAGAGGGUUUAUUACAAUCAAACUGAGAGGCGAAGAUGGACAUAUCACAGAAUCCAAAAUUGAUCACGAGCCAUCGACAUUUCAGAAGUACCAUCAAGUGAGUCUACUUGCAAGAUUUAAUCAAGAUCUGGAUAAAGUGACAGAAAUUUCGUUGUUGUUCUCCACAAAGUCGGUCGUGGGUCCAAAGUACAAGCUCAGAGUCCUUCGAAUGAAGCUGAGGUCCCUGGUCCACCCGGACAGGCCUCACUUAUGUCGCUAUGAUCUCAUCCUUAUGGAAAACGUUGAGACGGUCUUCCAGCCUAUUCGGUGCUCGAAGCAGCACAUGUAGCUGCUGUUAGAAAUGCGUGCAGUGGCGGCGUCUCUACAGCGACAGGCUCCUAAUGCCUCACCCUGCUGCGUCCUGAAGGCUUCAAAAGCACAGGAGAAAAAAAAAAAACCCAAGGUUAUUUUCGGCUGUUUUCCAUGGAUGUCACAUCACAAAAUGUCAAAAGACCUGUGGUUAUGAAACAGCGCUGGGAGGGGAGCCCCUAACUAGGGCAAGUCAGAAAUAGCCAGGCUCCCAGCAGCAGAGUACUCUGCCUGGGUGCAUCCUGAGGCCUUGCUUGCUCCAAACUGUCUGCUCUGCUCCUGCCAUACCACACCUCAGGGCCACGGGUCAAGCAGCUAAGAGUGAAGACUGGAGGCCUCACUGGAAUUCCGUGUUCCCUGUGCCCACCAACCCUCCAUCAUCCUGGCAGGAAGUGGAGAAUGAAGCAGACUACCUCAUGGGAACUGUGGGUUGGGAAUGCCAGGCUAUGAAGGGUUUGUGAAAUCCCUUGGGUCUACAUCUGUGGGAUGUGGACUGAUGUGAAUAUGCUUUUCCUUUGAUAGGGCCUAGCAAUCUUGUAUAAGCUACACAACCUUUCCUUUUCUUUCUUUCUUUCUUUCUUUCUUUCUUUCUUUCUUUCUUUCUUUCUUUCUUUCUUUCUUUUAUUAAUUACAGUUUAUUCACUUUGUAUCCUGGCUGUAGCCCCCUGCCCCACUCCCUCCCAAUCCCACACUCCCUCUUCUUCUCCUAUGCCCCUCCCCUAGUCCAAUGAUAAGGGAGGUCUUCCUCCCCUUCCAUCUGACCAUAGUCUACCAGAUAUCGUCAGGGCUGGCUUCUUUGUCUUCCUCUAUGGACUAGUAAGGCUGCUCCCUCCUUGGAGGUGAUCCAAGAGCCAGCCAUGAGUUCAUGUCAGAGAUGGUCCCUGGUCCUAUUAUUGGGGAACCCUCUUGGACACUGAGCUGCCAUGGGCUACUUCUGUGUAGGGGUUCUAAGUGAUCUCCAUGCAUGGUCCUUGUUUGGAGUAUCAGUCUCAGAAAAGACCCCUGGGCCCAGAUUUUUUGGUUCUGUUGCUCCCCUUGUGGAGCUCCUGUUCCCUCCAGGUCUUUCCAUGUCCCUCUCCUUUCACAGAUUCCCUGAACUCUGCCCAAAGUUUGGCUCUGAGUCUCAGCAUAUGUUUUGAUACCCUGCUGGGUGGAGUCUUUCAGAGGCCCUCUGUGAUAGGCUCCUGUCCUGUUCCCUGUUUUCUCCCUCUUCCCAUGUCUGUCUCAUUUGCCUUUCUGAAUGAAGAUUGAACAUCUUACCCAGGGUCCUCCUUCUUGCUUAGCUUCCUUAGGUGUACAGAUUUUAGUAUGAUUAUCCUAUAUUAUAUAUCUAAUAUCCACCUAUAAAUGAGUAUAUACCAUGUGUUUCUUUCUGUUUCUGGGAUUCCUCACUCAGGAUGAUCUUUUCUAGAUCCCACCAUUUGCCUGCAAAUUUCAUGAUUUCCUUGUUUUUAAUUUCUGAGUAGUAUCCCAUUGUGUAAAUGUACAAUUUCUGUAUUCCUUCCUCAACUGAGGGACAUCUGGGUUGUUUCCAGCUUCUGGCUAUUACAGAUAAAGCUACUACAAACAUGGUUGAGCAAA